AUGGAUGCUCUGCACGAGGCUGGGGUCAGGGCAGCAGCAGCUCUGCAGGCUGGACCACCCUGGCUGGAGCAGUUCUGGAUCUUCCUGACCUCCCGUGCCGAUCCCAAAUCCAUCUACACCAUCUGCUUCCCACUCGCCCACAGCCUGGACACACACAUGGGGCUGAUGGUGCUGUGGAUUGGGCUCGUGGCCGAGUGGCUCAACGUGGUCUUCAAAUGGUUCCUGUUUGGGGAACGCCCGUACUGGUGGCUCCAGGAGUCGGGAUUCUCCCACCGGGAGCUGCUCCUGCCGCGCCAGUUCCCGGUCACCUGCGAAACGGGACCAGGGAGCCCCUCGGGCCACUGCAUGAUCACUGGGGCAGCUCUGUGGCCACUGAUCACUGCCCUGACAGCUCAGGUGUCCUCCCACACCCAGAGCCGGGCACUGAGGAUGAUCCCAUUCCUUGCCUACUCCCUCUUCAUGGUGGCCAUGGGGCUCUCCCGGAUUUUUGUGCUGGCUCACUUCCCCCAUCAGGUAGCCACUGGCAUCCUGGCAGGGGCAGCGCUGGGGUGGGGGCUGCAGUGUCACCCCCCUGACUUCCGUGUCCCUCGCUUCUUCGUGGUGGUGGCACUGAGCCUGCUGCUGAGCACUGUGGCCUUGCACAGCCUGGUCACAACUGCUGGCAUCGACCUCGACUG
Molecule: messenger RNA, 677 nt
Organism: Acanthisitta chloris (rifleman)
Lineage: Eukaryota; Metazoa; Chordata; Aves; Passeriformes; Acanthisittidae
Gene: G6PC3
Product: glucose 6 phosphatase, catalytic, 3
Exons: 5
Biological process (GO): gluconeogenesis; glucose 6-phosphate metabolic process
Cellular component (GO): membrane
Molecular function (GO): glucose-6-phosphatase activity
Source: RefSeq, a predicted model, not a curated record